Xenopus laevis (African clawed frog) is the source of this 6542-nucleotide messenger RNA. It is a transcript of the gene ehbp1l1.S, whose product is annotated as EH domain binding protein 1 like 1 S homeolog. NCBI's taxonomy places the organism in Eukaryota, Metazoa, Chordata, Amphibia, Anura, Pipidae. The transcript has 20 exons. The record is from RefSeq and is a predicted model, not a curated record. The coding region runs from base 544 to 5877 and encodes 1777 amino acids.
ACUUGUGCGAAGCAAAGGGGAAGAGACUGUCACACACAGAGAGAGACACACGAAAGAGACAGAGAGAGACUGGAACACACACACAGAUUGUUGCAAAGAAACAUUUAGAAAGUGGCCACGAGACUGGACAUUUUUAAGGGAUAAACGUGGACACAAGUCAAGAGACAGAAGAAAAAAACUGUAAGUUACUGAAAUGAAAGAAAAGUCUGGGACGAGUGUUAAUUAGUGAGAGAAAGAGAAAAGCUGCAUUACAAGAAACUGGAUCUGCAGGACUGACAGACACAUCGCAUUUCUAUAUGGAACUACAACAACAUCAUUAUUCUAUACAGGAAGACUGAAAUGUAGAAAGAGAGAUGCAAAUCUCUUAUUUAUAAGGGACCAGUAUAAAGCAGAGCAAAUAAGUCUGAGAUCCAGGAAGGGAGAGGCGCAGAUCAAGGCUGAGUCACCAGCCAACAUAGAAACUGUCUCACUUCAACAUUCAACAUUCAACAUUCAACAUUCAACAUGCUGGAUUGUAUUGCACUCAAUUACUGAGCAGGAAAAAUGAGUUCUGUAUGGAAGAGACUGCAGCGCACUGGAAAGAGAGCAGCACGAUUCCAGUUUGUGGCCUCUUAUCAGGAAUUAAAAUUAGAGUGCACACAGAAAUGGCAACCUGAUAAAGUGGUCGUUAUAUGGACUCGGAGAAACAGAAGAGUCAGUUCUAAGCCUCACAGCUGGCAACCAGGGAUAAAGGACCCAUUUCGUGGAUCUGUUGUUUGGGCUGUUCCUGAAAAUGUGGAUAUUACUGCAACAUUAUACAGAGACCCGCACACGGAAUAUUUUGAGGAGAAGGAGUGGACAUUCCAGAUUGAAGGGGAAUCCCGCGGACACAAAAAACUUCUUGCAGCAGCCCCUAUUGACCUCCGCAAAUUUGCUGCCAUUUCUGCUGCCCCACGGGAGGUGACACUUGCGCUUUCUCCGCGCUCUGUCAAGGUUGUGUCUGCAACACUCAUUGUCAGCAUUUCCAGUAUUUUAAUACGAGAGGGCAAAGCUACUGAUGAUGACAUGCAGAGUAUUGCUAGCCUCCUGAGUCUUAAACCAUCUGACAUUGCUGAUAUGGACGACUUCAAUGAGGAGGAUGAGGAAGAGAAGUCUCGGCAAAUCAGAUCCCCUACCGGGACCGCAAUGCGAGGAUAUCUUAAAGGCAUCCGUACUGAUUACUACCCAGACCCUGUCCGGGAACUAAAUACUCUUGCUGAGGAAGAAGACGAAACUUCUAUUAGCACACCUUCUCAAGUUACAACAAAGUCUCCAGCUAAUAUCUUCCAUUCAUCUACCAAUGUUCUUUCCCAAAGAAGACCACAAGAGCCUAAUCUUGUACCGCUUGAUAAAUCCAACAAUAGUGUUACUAAAGUUGAUGGGGGAGAACAAGCUAGGAGAACCAUUGAAAAGUCCAUGACAGAUGGCCUAGCAAUGGAUCAAGACAAAAGGUCUAAUGAGGUAUGGAAGAUUCGAGAGGUCAACCCUAUUUCUUGUGUCAAAGAUACAGUCAAGAAGGAGCCUGACAUAGUGCACGGGGAAGGGUGGAGAAAGAGUGGGGAGAGAAUGGUGGAAGUGGAGGACCUGCAAGAGAGAAAGACAGAAACAGUUAGGGUUCCUGAGGCUGCAGUAAGAAUGAAAAAAGCUAAGGAUAUAGAGAUGAUUCAGGAGACAAAACCUAAGACAGAUAUAAGAACUCAAGAGACAACACAAAAACCAGAGAUAGCAAGGAGGGAAAAGAAAGCAGCUGCACUGAGAACACUGGAAAAAGUAGCAGUCAAUGAUCCAGAGUUACAUUAUAUUCCUGAGACUACAUCAAAAGCAUAUCAAGGUCCAGAAACAACCUUAAAAGCAUAUAAGAAAGUAGAGGAAAUAAUUCAUAUUCCAGACAGGAGAUUCCAAACAAAUACAGUUUUGGAAACAACAAAAAUAGAUGAUACCUUUUCAUAUGAAGUUGCAAAAUCACAAACUAGUAGAGACAUGGAAUUUCCACAUAAUGUAGAUCAAAGCACAUACACGAUAUCUCCGAUUCUAAAUGUCGCAGACCAAAUAACUCCUAUUGAUAAAGCAAGUCUACAGCAGCUUCAAGAAAGUGUAUUACAUAUUACAGGGGAGCAAGUAGCAAAAGGAAAAGACCAGGCGUCUUCCAAGACAGAGGAGGUUGUGUUAGACAUUGCAGAAAAAGAAGGGAAGUCAGUAUUAGAGAAGACAGAAAGUGUGCUAGAUGGUACAAAAGAAGAAUUAGAUAAAUCAAUGGAUCAAAUAGCAUCUAAGCCACAAGAACUUGUUUUAGCGAUUGCAGAAGACAGAGGCACUAUAAUACCAGAUCGGACAAUUUCUAAUACAAAGGAAAAUGCCCCAGAAACCAAAGAAGAGCAAGGAACGAACAAUGUAGAACAGAAAAUGUAUUGGACUCAGGGUGGUAUGUUAGAGGUAGUAGAAGAACAAGGUAUAAAAAGAAAAGAGCAGGAAACUUUGUUGGAUAUUAAAGAGGACAAUGAAGUCUUAUCUGACUCUCAGACUCAUUUCACAUUGUACGAGACAGAACAGAAAAAAGAUCUGUGUGAUGCUAAGGUUAAACCUGCAGGAAUUAUACAUGAUGAUGGGCAAAUAGAAGCUGAACAAGGAUAUGAAAAAACAGAAGAGGAAUUAUGGCACAAAGAAAAAACACAAGAUACUAAAUCUGAGGUUGAAACAAGUGAGCAGAUAGAGAACAGAAGAAACUCAGAGGAGGAUAAACAGAGAGAACAUAUUGCCAAAGAAACAAGAAGCUACACUGAAGAGAAAGUUCCAUGGAAAGAAAGACUACAAAAAGCACCAAUGAAUGAAACUAAAGGAAAUGAAGAAAACCGGGUACAUCAAAAUAUUAUUUGUGCAGACCAAAGGCUGCCUAGCAUAGAACCCUGCUUGAAGGGCAUAGGUGAAAUGAGAAUUCUAGAGAUGACUGCAUUAUUAGAUAAUAAGGAUGAAAGCAUAAUAAGUGAAAAUUAUCUGGCACCAAAGGAAAAAGAAAUACAGCUAGAAUCUGAAAUAAAAGUAGAGAGUAAAAUAGAAGCUGCUCUUGGUCCUGUGAUUAGAUUGGAAUUAGAUAACAAAGAAAAGGGAGAACAAGUAAAGGAAGAGAUGAGACCGCAAGAGCUUACAUUUAAAGAUGACAAUAAUUUGGAGACAGUGCUAGAUAAUAAGGAGGAAAGUGUAAUAAGUGAAAAUACUUUGGUGCCCCAGGAAAAUAAAAUACAGGUAGAAUCUGAAAUGAAAGUAGAGCGUAAAAUAGAAGCUGUUCUUGGUCCUGUAGUUAGAUUGGAAUUAGAUAAUAAAAAAGAGAGAGAACAAGUAAAGGAAGAGAUGAGAUUACAAGAGCUUACAUUUGAGGAUACAAAUAGUGUGGCAACAGUGCUUGAAACCAAAUCUCGCAGAAAGGAAGGAUUGCAAGCAUCAUCAAUGAAGAAAGAAAGGAGAGAACACCACAAGGAAAUAGCAGAAGAGGCAAAAAGAAUUGUAGAUACAAAGUUAGAGAAUUCAACAGGUUGUGCUGCUAUAGUAAAAUAUAUACUGUACAGUCAAGAAGUCACAGAAGACAAGAAAGCAAUGGAGAGAAAUAGUUUGCACUACACAGUUAAGACAAAAGAGAGUGUAAAGGGGCCAGAAGUAGCCAAAUCACCCUGGCCAAUACCAUGUAAAGAAGAGCUCUAUGAACUAAUGCAAGAAAAAGUAGACUCAGAGGCUGCACAAGGGUCAAAGGACACAGAGUUGGAAAUAGAAGUUGAUAUCACAUUGAAAUCUAAUGAAAAUAACAGGGAGGAAAAUGAUAUAAUAAAGAAAGUGGAAUGCACAGCAAAUGAGGCAGAUAAUGGCAUUCAGGAAAAUGUAAAUGCAGUGCAGGCAGCAUUCUCUACAGUCAAUACAAUGGAGAGCAGUAGUCAGAAAGAUGAAAAUGUACUGGAAAUUAAAAAAGAGAGACCACAAGAAAACCAGAGAGAGUCAGAGGGGGUACGAGAUCAGGAGAUAACUGUACAAACAGGGGAAAUGUGCAACCUUUCAAUCCAAGCAUUUCCACCUUUAUUCACCACCAGUGAAACCCUUUCUCCUGACCCCUCAAGCUCUAGUGUAUCAGGGGCUGAGAAAGGGUCAAGCCACAUGUUCUCAAUGCGCAGCUUCUCCAUGUCCCCCCCAUCGACCCUUGGACAACAAAGAAGUGCUGAAAAGAAGAGACUGAGCCAGUGCGCAGGGCAAUUGGGGGAGGCGGUUUACAGAAGUACCGAUUCACUGCUACACUGGUGUCAAGAGGUGACUGCCGGAUACCGGGGAGUGCGUGUGAACAACUUUACAACAUCCUGGAGAAAUGGAUUGGCAUUCUGUGCGAUUCUUCAUCAUUUCCAUCCUGAGAUCAUAAACUAUGAAGCUCUGGAUCCAUUAAAUAUUAAAGAAAACAAUAAGAAAGCAUUCAACGGCUUUGCUGGUCUUGGAAUCCCUGCCCUUCUAUGUCCUACAGAUAUGCUUCUUCGUCAUAUUCCUGACAAGCUCAUCAUUCUUACGUAUCUUUGCCAAAUUCGUGACCAUUUUAUCUCUCAGGCACGAAAAGUCAAUGGUACUCCAGGGAAUGAAGCUGAAUUUUCCAGUUUUAAAGAAAAAAGUAUGGCAAGCAACACCACCGAGGAGUCAAAAAUUCAGAAUUCAACUGCUGCCAAAAAUAUUUCACCAGAAGACUUAAAUGCAGAUAUUUCACCUGAUCUAAAAAAGAUGGUGACAAAAUCUGAAGUUUUAAAUAGACCUUCCUAUGAAAAACAAAACAAAUCACCUUCUGAUAAUGACUAUAACGUCAAUUUGUCCACUGUGGAAGAAAGAGAAAAACAAAGACUUUCCUUCACAGAGCAGAAAAUGGCAAGCUCUGGAAAAGAAAAGCAAGGCUCCAGAUCAUCUGAGGACAAAAGUAAAUCCAAAGAAGGCUCACAUGAUCUUCCAAUAAAUGAAGAGCACAAGACUACUAAUCAAGACACACAACAUUCAACAUCCAAUGAUAAUCUUAUCCCACCACCUCGACUCAAAAAAAGGCUGAGUGUAAACGGAUGUGAUUCUAACGUGGAGCAAAUAGAUGCCAGUGUUUCUUCUACUUCUACCCCAGUUCCUCCUCCAAGAAAAGCAGCAGGUCUGGGUCACCUCCGUGAUGCAGACCUUGUCAAGAAGAGGCGUUCUCUUAUACGUACUCAGUCACUUUCAGAGGAAGUGGAUAUCACACAAAAAAGCCACGAGACUGAUUCCAGACCCUCUUCUCAAAUUAUAAAUGAUACCGUGCCUUCUAUUCCCACAACUUCUCCUCCCUCUUCAGUCCCAACCACAGAGGCCAAAGUAAAAGAGGAAGAGGCUCCAAGUUUCAGAGACUCCAGCCAAUAUGUUACAGCAGAACUUGCAGCACUAGAGCUUGAACAGAGGGAUAUUGAUGAAAGGGCUUCAGUGGUAGAAAGAGAUCUUCGUUCUCUUAUGGAAAAUGACAAAGAGGCAGAGGAGACUCUGAUCCAGGAGUGGUUCUCACUGGUGAAUCGAAGGAACGUAUUGAUCCGCAGGCAGGAUGAGCUACAGCUGCUUGUAGAAGAGCAAGAUCUGGAAAUGAGAUUUGAGCUCCUGAGCAAAGACCUCCGAGGCCUAUUAUGUAUCGAUGAUUUUAUGAAGAGUGAAGCCCAGAAAAAGAGAGAGAAACUGUUACUGGAUGAGUUAGUAUCUCUUGUGAAUCAACGUGAUGGUCUUGUAAGAGAUUUGCAUAUCAAAGAGAUCAGAGCUGUGGAGGAGGAUGAAAUAAUUGAGAGAAGUCUGGAGCAAAGACGGAGAAAGUUAAGCAAAAAGGAGAAAUGCCGUAUCAGCUGAGUCUUCCAUGAAAAAGAAUGCGCCACUGCCAUGAUAAAGCUUCUUUUAGCUGCACUGUGUAAAAUCCAACUAAAUGAACUUCACUUGAAGCUAAAUGCAAAUUACACACAUGCAAAUCACCAGUACUAAUGAGGCAAGAAAAGGAAACUGGUUCAGCCACUUCCAAACACCUGCAAACUUUGUUAAAUCUUAUACAGAAGGUUGUUGAGAAGCGGAAAACCCUUCCAAACAUUACUCAGGCUUUAUGUUCUUCCACUUGCUGCUAAGGUCAUAGUAAUGAUCUAUAAUUAUUCAAAUGUGGUUUUUUUUUUUGCAUGAAUAUUUUAUCUUUCCUAGUAUUAUGUGCAGUUAUCAUUCAUAGAAAUGUUUUUGUAACUUAGAAAAUGUUGAUUUUUUUUUGGAAUCCGGGCAGGGCCAUGGUGCAAGGGGGGUGGGGUUGUGAUUCUGCAGGGGCAGGUCAUGGGCGUAGCUAUGAAAAGGUGAUUGGCGAUUGGCUGUUCGCCUCGUCAGUCACAAGGAAUACUGCCCAAAUUUUUGACCCGGCAACACUUCAAAAAACCGGGCCGUUUGGGUCAAAACCGGACAGGUGGCCACCCUAAGGGGGUUAUUUAUUAAACUCUGAAUGCAAAAAUCCCAAAAAUUUGUGAUUUUUUUUAAAAAUAAAA